AUGAACGCUCCGCCAACUUUUGAAUCAUUUCUACUUUUUGAUGGCGAUAAAAAGGUAACCAUUGAAAAAGACACCAAGGUUCCUAAUGCCAGCAUAUUUACCAUUUUAAAAGAAGACCAUACUCUGGGCAAUCUACUCAAAAAUCAACUAUUGAAAGAUCCACAUGUUCUAUUCGCCGGCUAUAAAAUUCCACAUCCUUUGGAGCAUAAAUUCGUGUUGAGAAUUCAAACGACGUCAGAGUACAGUCCUCAGGAGGCUUUCACUAAUGCCAUCACUGAUCUGAUUAGUGAAAUAUCACUAUUGGAGGAAAGAUUCUCAGAGGCAAUUAGGGAAAGACAAGAAAGGGAUUAA
Messenger RNA from Helobdella robusta, 351 nucleotides. RefSeq lists its product as hypothetical. Bases 1 to 351 code for a protein of 116 amino acids. Gene Ontology annotation, biological process: transcription by RNA polymerase II. The record is from RefSeq and is a predicted model, not a curated record. NCBI's taxonomy places the organism in Eukaryota, Metazoa, Annelida, Clitellata, Rhynchobdellida, Glossiphoniidae. Gene Ontology annotation, molecular function: protein dimerization activity; DNA binding. The transcript has 4 exons. Gene Ontology annotation, cellular component: RNA polymerase II, core complex.